AAGCCACUGUGCCCGUCCGGUAAUGCUUCUUAACAAGAAACUUGCUCCCUCUCUUAUUUGAAAUUUAGAGGAGGCAAAUGAACAAACUUCAAAGCAAAACCAGCAUGUUGAAAGAAAAUCUAAACUUUGUCCUUGGAAUCACUACUGAGGUUGUUGAUAGUCUUUUGGGGGCACACACUUCCUUGAAACCCAAAUGAAAUGAUGUUGGGCAAGAUGCUGUUUAUCCUAGGUAUAGGGUCACAUAGUCAGACAAGGUGUACAUUUGCAUAGAAAUAUCUUUGCUGUGACAAUAACAGAGCAUCUUCAGUUAAGAAGAACACACUUGGAGGAUGUUGUAAAAAACCUGGAGGUAUCAGUAAGAGACAAUCCAGCCUUUCAGGAUAAAAAGAAAUGUAAGCGUAAUGUGUGGCCACUUUUGUGAUGUGGAAAGAUUUUUAUUAUUGUAUAAGCUUACAGAGGUUUGAUCGGAAACAAAGAUGGAAACGGGCAUGGAAGAAGGCUAUUUCUUCUUGAUUCUUGUUUUCCAUUCGCCACCAUUGGCAAGACUAUCUACUACGCGUAGGCAUGGGAACCAGUUAAAGAAAGUGUCAAUUCACUAGAGCGAAGCUGAGAACUCAGUGGCCUUUGUCUGUGGUGAAUGUAUCCGGAAAGGCAAAGAAGAGAGAGAUUCUCCUGUGGGGCUUCCAAUCUCCAUGGCGGUAGGUGCUGACAGCUUCAGAAAAGUACUAACAGGGCAAAGAGAAAAGAGCCCUGAAGUGCCCAGCUACAGUGCUCUUACAAGAUGAAAAGGGCACGGGGUUUAGAUCUGAGCUUCAUCGUCUUUCACUAAGAUUUGAGCUGGGAAAUCCAUUGGGCUAUUGAAUCACAGAUGCUAAAAGUGAUAAGGGCUGCAUGUUCUGCCUUGAUCUUUUCAAGACUGAAUUUGGAGACUAAAGGUGGAGCUAGGGGAAAAUGAGUUUAAUGUGAAGUAGUGCCCCUGUCAGUUCUGUUUGUCUUGGGAAAUACACAAGGAAGAAAAGCCUCCGUGGAAGACAGAGGAAGCACCAGGUGCUGAAGGUUUUCACUGAAAACCCAAACCAAGAAAUAGCAACACGUCUAGAAUUCUUACGACUACAAAACUCGCCUGUAUACUCUAAGGACACAGGAAAGAAUGAGCUAUUACGGUAGCAGCUAUCAUAUCGUAAAUGUGGACGCAAAAUACCCAGGCUACCCACCAGAGCACAUUAUAGCUGAGAAGAGAAGAGCAAGAAGACGAUUGCUUCACAAAGAUGGCAGCUGUAAUGUCUACUUCAAGCACAUUUUUGGAGAAUGGGGAAGCUAUGUGGUCGACAUUUUCACCACUCUCGUGGACACCAAGUGGCGCCAUAUGUUUGUGAUAUUUUCUUUAUCUUAUAUUCUCUCCUGGUUGAUAUUUGGCUCUGUCUUUUGGCUCAUAGCCCUUCAACAUGGUGAUCUAUUAAAUGAUCCAGACAUCACGCCUUGCGUUGACAACGUCCAUUCUUUCACAGGGGCCUUUUUGUUCUCCCUUGAGACCCAAACCACCAUAGGAUACGGUUAUCGCUGUGUUACUGAAGAAUGCUCUGCGGCAGUGCUCAUGGUGAUCCUCCAGUCCAUCUUAAGUUGCAUCAUAAACACCUUUAUCAUUGGAGCUGCCUUGGCCAAAAUGGCAACUGCUCGAAAGAGAGCCCAAACCAUUCGUUUCAGCUACUUUGCACUGAUAGGCAUGAGGGAUGGGAAGCUUUGUCUCAUGUGGCGCAUUGGUGAUUUUCGGCCAAACCACGUGGUAGAAGGAACAGUUAGAGCCCAACUUCUUCGCUACACAGAAGAUAGUGAAGGGAGGAUGAAGAUGGCAUUUAAAGACCUCAAGUUAGUCAAUGACCAGAUUAUCCUGGUCACUCCGGUAACUAUUGUCCAUGAAAUUGACCAUGAGAGCCCUCUGUAUGCCCUUGACCGCAAAGCAGUAGCCAAAGAUAACUUCGAGAUUUUGGUGACAUUUAUCUACACUGGUGAUUCCACUGGAACAUCUCACCAAUCUAGAAGCUCCUAUGUUCCCCGAGAAAUUCUCUGGGGCCAUAGGUUUAAUGAUGUCUUGGAAGUUAAGAGGAAGUAUUAUAAAGUGAACUGCUUACAGUUUGAAGGAAGUGUGGAAGUCUACGCCCCCUUUUGCAGUGCCAAGCAACUGGACUGGAAAGACCAGCAGCUCCACAUAGAAAAAGCACCACCAGUUCGAGGAUCCUGCACAUCAGACACCAAGGCAAGACGAAGGUCAUUUAGCGCAGUUGCCAUUGUCAGCAGCUGUGAAAACCCUGAGGAAACCACCACAUCUGCCACACAUGAGUACAGGGAACCACCUUAUCAGAAAGCUCUCCUGACUUUAAACAGAAUCUCCGUAGAAUCCCAAAUGUAGUUCUAAAUUGUGAUUAUGAAGGCGACCACUAGAUCAUUUUAUCUUCCAGCCAGUCACCAUAGGCAAGCCAUUGUAAAUGUGGCUUUUUUUUUAAAUGUGUUAUAGCUAUGUUUUAUGACGAUGCUGGGUAAGUAGAGUAAGUUAAACUUGGUAAAAGAUAAUCUAAAAAUUCCAUAGCUCUCAAUUAUUAAAAUUUUUCUGUUUAGCCAAUUUUGCAUUAAGAAUGCUAUUAAGAAGCCUAAUUGAUUAAAAUUUAUCUUUUUUAUCUUAUAUACUUGUACCUUCAGUUGGAGGUGUAGUAUUCAAAAAUGGGGAAUGAAGGCAGGAAGGAGGCUGGAAUAAAUAAAAAUAAAAUGACAAGUAAACCAGCAUAAAUAAUACAUGUUUAACUAUGUCAGCAUUGAUAAUGCUAUGAAGAUUUCCUACAAAAAGUAUCAUAUCUAACCAAGAUAUGCAAAAGAUGCAUUCAGUAAGCUGUAAUGUUGAGACACAUAGCUGUGAAAUCAGCUUACCAGUUCAAGUCACCAGGUUCGCCUCUUGGACUGUCUUGGUUUCAGCAAGCAUAGCUAGUGGCUGCAAUAAAUUGUCCAUGCCUCCAAUUCCACUGCCACUUGCCAGUUAGUGAUCAAUGGGUGCUAGAAGCUAUGUUUUCUCUAACCGAUGAGGCAGAAGAAAAGUUGACAGUAUUUAGAGCAGCAUUUCUCUUUUAAAUUCCCUGGUUGAUUCCAACAAAUGGAGAGCAGAAACAAGGCAACCAUGACUUUUCCAGGUUCUCUGAGAAGGGGAAUUUCUAUGUUCAUGUCCCACUUUCUUCCAGGACAUGACCAAGGGACAAGAUCAUACAGAUGAUGUGAGGCGAUGGUUAGCAGUGAUAAACAGUCUCAGACCCUUGGAGAGAAACUGUUGCUAGUUUGCUGGUCCCAAAAAAUUGCAACUUUGGCUACUACAUAAAGGAUAGAAACUUUUUGGGGGGAAGGUGGAGAGGGAGAUAUUUAUUUGUGCCCAUAAGCAGUUAUGUAUGCUUCCUGUCUUGGUUACCGUAUGAGAAAAAAAGGACUCGAGUUGUGGAUUGCAAGAAACUCUUCUAUUGAACUUGGAACAACUACAUGAAGGAUUUUGUAAGAUAGAAUUUAAUUAAAGUGAUUUUAAUGCACAAUAAGUGGAUAAUCUGAGUACAAUGAAGUUUCUUAAAUUUUAGAACGUAAGUUUGUAUCCUCUAUUUUCAUGUUAAAAGAUGUUAAUCAUGAUUACUAAGCCCACAUCCACUGGCCUAUGAGUAAAGAGUCACUUUAAACUUUAUAAAUCAAAGAGAUAUUACGUAUAUUUAGGGACAUUCAGAAUUAUUUGUAUUUUGUUUCUGUUUUACGUUGUUGCUGCACUGGCAAUUAGUACGUGCCACAGUUUUAAUUUGUUUAUUUUAUUUAAGUACACGCACCCAGACACAUACACACGGUUUUUGCUUUUUUCUGGAAAAUACUUCUUUUUCUCUCUCUCCAUUUAAAUUAAAACACACAAAUAAAUGAACUGAAUUACAUAGUUCAAGAUUAUAAAUAAAAGUAAAAUAUAUAGGUACAGGUAUGUAGAGUGCAUUUCUGUUUUGUUUUGUUUCGUUUUUCCUUCCUUUCUUCCCUCCUUCCCUCCUCCCCUCAUCCUUCCCUUUUUCCUUCCUUUCCCUUUUUUUUUUUUGGCCUGGGAGUAAUAAAGUUACUUUUUAAAUGCACAUGUGCAAUCUUUCAUUCCUCUUGUUUUAUGGGUAAGAGAUUUGUUCAGGUCAAAUGUUGCAAAACUCUUCUGAAGCUUAAUAUUAGAAACCCAAAUAAUGAUCGUUUUUAGUCUUGUUUGAAGAAUGUAAACUGCAUUUAAAAAAUUACGCACACUGUAGAUUUGGAUUUUACAGCAGCAAUUACUUGGCUAAAUAAGAGUACUACAAUAUUAUAAGUAGCAAAUAGCCUCCAAGACAAUAAACAAAAAUGCUUUAAAACUUUUUCAGUCUGUUUUACCUACAUCUAGUUUCAUUUUGCCUUGCCUUGUUGACUCUGCUACCACUGACGUUUGCCUUGUCAAUAUCAGAAUGAGGCAUCAGUGCCCCGUGAAAUACAUUUUGUUGUGCUAUGAGCCUCUAUACUCAAACGCUUGUACUUGGAAGAGAAUGUAAAGUCGGCAUUUCUAUGUAAUAUUUAUCUCUAAUUUUCUGCGUAAUUUUAUAAUAUACUUUGAUACCCCCAAUGAGUUACUUAAUAAUAAAGAUCUUAAAAUAAUGCA
This is a messenger RNA of Sapajus apella (tufted capuchin), 4669 nucleotides long. It is a transcript of the gene KCNJ16, whose product is annotated as potassium inwardly rectifying channel subfamily J member 16. Gene Ontology annotation, molecular function: inward rectifier potassium channel activity. The transcript is spliced from 4 exons. Gene Ontology annotation, cellular component: plasma membrane. The record is from RefSeq and is a predicted model, not a curated record. The coding region runs from base 1151 to 2407 and encodes 418 amino acids. NCBI's taxonomy places the organism in Eukaryota, Metazoa, Chordata, Mammalia, Primates, Cebidae. Gene Ontology annotation, biological process: regulation of monoatomic ion transmembrane transport; potassium ion import across plasma membrane.